Messenger RNA from Silurus meridionalis, 1186 nucleotides. RefSeq names its product CD40 ligand (gene cd40lg). Bases 133 to 921 code for a protein of 262 amino acids. Lineage: Eukaryota; Metazoa; Chordata; Actinopteri; Siluriformes; Siluridae. Gene Ontology annotation, biological process: immune response. Gene Ontology annotation, molecular function: tumor necrosis factor receptor binding. Gene Ontology annotation, cellular component: membrane. The transcript has 5 exons. The record is from RefSeq and is a predicted model, not a curated record.
UUGCCUAUCUGAGGAGUUCAGUGCUUCCAGGAAGUUGCAUUCAAGUUAAGUUUUGUGCUGGUGGAGGCCAUUCUUCAGACCUGUAUGGGUGGAUCUGGUGUUCACGUCGCGUGAAUCCUGCUGCCUGCAAACAUGUCCACUAUGAUAAACACUUUUCACAGCAGCUACAAUCCUUCACCAGGUCCUCCACCGAUACCUCCACGGUCAAGCCACAGAGGAGGACCAGUGGUGCCAUCAAACACACCAUUAGUCAAGUUUUUGUCGGUGCUGCUUCUUCUGCUAAUAAUACAGACAUUUGGAGGAUUUGUCUACCUGUUUCAUCGGAUUAACACGCUGCAGGACAGACGCAAUGAGAAUGAGAUAAGCACACUAAGACAACUACAGCAGUGUGCUGAAAACAACUUAGAAUCUGAGGAGGUACAGUUCUGCAGUAAGCUCGUUGAAAACUUCAAGACUGUUCUUAAAAAGGUCUCUCAGGCUGAAGGAAGAGUGGCUUUCUUGACUGGAUCUGGAGCUCAAGCAAGGAUGGUGUUAAACGAUAAGAUCAAUUCCAAUACACUGGUGUGGGACACAACCCACUCUGUGGUGGAUAAAAUCAGCCUCAGCACAUCAGGAGUCCUGACCAUUUACUACUCUGGAUAUUACUUGAUCCAAUCUCAAGUCACAUUUUCCAGUGCCGAUGAAAAAGCAGUGCUCAAGCAAUCCUUAUUAACUCAAAGGCCAAACGAAAAGGGCCCAACUGAACUGCUCCAGUCAUACUGCAGCUUGCCUCGGAAGACUAUCAUACCCGAUAUGUGUACUGCCUCGCAGGCAGGGGUUUUCAAACUUGAGAAGGAUCAGAGACUGUAUAUUACUGUAAAUAACCGGAGCUUGGUGCACCAUGACUCUACCACUUUUGGAUUGUUCAGGCUACAAUACUGAGUGCAGACUAACUAAGAACUGAGAUGAUCUACCAGCAAAAAGCAAAUAUGGAUAUGAUCUAAAACUCAAUCAAUUUUUCAGGGUAUACCUGUGGAACCAAACACUGAUACAUAUAUGAAAUUGGACUAUUUGAAAAAGGAAGCUGGAACUUCCACAGUGUAUCCUUUCUUUAACUGACACCACAGUACAAGCCCAAAGGAACCUCUGACUCACCACUGACUGCUGGAUUUCUUGGGAGAAUGUGUGAAAUUCAGUAACCCUUGUC